AGCACACGGCUUUGCAGGGAGACGAUCAACAUAUUUGUCCCAACUUCAUGGGGCAUCUGCUCCAGAAUUUGUGGCGCUGCAGCUACAUUCCGGGCAUUGUACCAAGUGUCGUCCUAUGUUUGCAAAUCCCUCAGAACAGGAGAACGUGGAGCUCCACUCUCUGCAGGUCAAAUUUGGAAGCGGCAUAAUUUCCACUGCAGGACCAUUGUCUGAUCAUGGAGGCGGGAGGUAUCAGCGAUGAUGAAAUAUCUCUUACAUCCACUGUUGAGAGUGAACAACAGUCUGAAUAUGAUGUCGAGACAAUCUUAGCAGAGGAAGAGUUCCCGGAUGGGAUGAGAUAUCUCGUUCGGUGGCUUGGUUACUCUCUUGAUAGAUGUACUUGGGAGCCUGCAGGAAGCUUUAACUUCGGCGAGACAUUACAAGAUUGGGAACUGAAAAAGCAGCUAAUUUCCGAGGGAAAGGAAUCCGCCUUUGAUGUAGCUACUUGGGAAGCGAGGUUAGUCCGACUCCAAGAGGAAAGCGAUGAGAGAAAGCGCAGAAGAUCAAUAAAACGGCGGAAACUCUCAGCAUCAGAGGCCAACUCAACUCCUGCCAAGCAUACCGCCCCAACUAUCCGAAGGACGAAUUCAGAUAAAGGCUUGGGCGGCUCGACAAAGCUCCAGCCGGGCCCAGCUCCCAGAUCACUCUUUCAAGAUGGGGUUCACCCAGCCAGACAAGGACUGUUGGGAUCAUCAGCUCAACGGUUGCCGCCUGUUCUUUUUGGACCCAGCCAGUCCACCCCGGAUUCAGCCCGGCCUAAGAAACCCAGUUGCACUGAUAAACCCAAACUGUUCAAAAACCUGUCGACAAAGUGGAGAUAUGAGAAGUUAGGAAGAACUGAGCCAGCACCAGACAAGAACCAGCUCGACCUCAGGCGGCCAACUGACUGGGCUCCUAUAUCGCCCACCGAUAUUACGCAACUUGGCCCCUCCCGCCUAGUAACAGAUAUUGCGGAUGAGAGUCGAAUUGAUCAUGCCUCUGAUGAUCCUUUGGACUCGCCUCGAUCAUCUCAUCGCUAUCAAAGAUCACCGGUUACUUCAUCCAUUCCAAACAACAAUGCGUGGAAUGUGACAAACCCUGAACCCAUCGAAACCCGCAGCGAGCCCAUAAAUAAUAUGGCAGCUCACCAUGAAUCCGCCAAGCCAACCAGCGAGUUCAACUUGGAGUUUCCCCCUAGGAGACCUAGCAGCACAUCUAAGUUCUUACACCCCAAGCGUUGGUGGAGCCGCGGGGAACUAUAUGUCACGAUCUACCUCGGCCCUGAAAAGCUGGAAAUUGGUGACGUUAGAUUAUGCGGCAUACCUUUCGAGGAGGCGAGGGGAAUUUUUAAGAUGAAGGUAGGAAAAGUAAUUGAGUUGUGGUUCAAGGAUCUAUGUACUCUGGAUGAAUAUAAUGCACUAUGCCACGGUAUGGUGAACCAAAAACUUGCGAAUGGAUGGGUCGAGGGAUUCGAUGACACCGAGCCGACGCUUCGCAGAGCAGCGAUGUCGCUUUGGCAAGCAAAUCAGGUUGCAAUAGCACAUAUAAACCGCGGCGCGUGGGACGAAAUACUGCUUGCGUACCCUCCAGGUUCUCCAGAUUUCAACUUCCUUGAUUCCGGUGCCUCUUGGUCCGAAAGAGGAUACCUUCACCUCACUCUUAGGGGCCCUCUCAGACCCAUGGAGAGCUUGGAUUCACGCGCGAAAAUUUACCCUCAUCUGAGAGAAAUUAAUAACACUUCGGCUGGUGGUAGCCUUGGGCCAAGUACGGUUCAUGUGCCAAGUGGUGUGCAGCUGUCGCGCAGCAUCGACGUCGCACAAGAAAAUACCAAACCUUCUACAAGUCUUCCCACACUGGACCCUCCUCCGGACACAGCAAUUUAUAUGCCAUCCUCCUUGAACUCGCCCACAACUCCGAUCGUAUCCAGUAAUUCGACUGUUCAGAAAGUCAUACCCUCCACCGAAUCCAUGAACCGCACCGCUCAUCCUACUCAGGCCCCCGCACCAGAUGGAUCGAACCUUGAUGCAACUCCGGAUUUGGAUGAACUCCUGUACUCCAACUUCGGCAUUAGCUUUAAGAAAUUGGCUACGAUCAGUAACACGGAUAAACCUCAACGAGCAGAGAUGUUCUUUGUCUGGUUUCCUGGUGAUUCGGAGCUCGUCAGAAAUGAGAAGGAGCUAAUCCUCGCAUUCUUAAGAAAACACACCUCUCUACUGUUCUCCAACAGCGUGGAUGUGGAUUGGGAAAGAUUUGUCGCCAUGGUCAAGAAGAAUACGAUGCAAGGGGUUAUUCUUUUCCAUGAGUCUUUCGUUCAGUACGAGACUAUCCCAUUCUUCAAAGAAAUCCUCCGCAAGUCAUCGACUUUCUGGAAUAUUUCCAUUUCUCAGCCACUUAAAUAUGCUGGUCACCAAGUGCACGCCCAGCGGCUAUUUCCGCAUGGGGGUGUCAUCCUAUUAACUGAAGACUUCAUGGUCCGCGAACCGGAUGCUGCAACGAUAAUUCUGGGUUGGUUCUGCGAGUAUACUCGAACGAAAAUUCCAGGAAAUUGGAAAAUAAUGGUACGUCCCGAUAUUUCGAACUGGCUGUCGAAGCAGGUCGAGAUCAGCGAUAAACCAAAGAAAUCUUGGUGGCUUGCCAUUUCUCAUUUACUCGGACGACUCGGAUUAUCCCCUGCUGACGGUCGUCUUCCAAGCAUCGAAGAUAACCAUAGCUCCGUCAUCUCCCCAUCUAUGCUGCCCAGAUAUGGCUCGCGAACUUCGGACGACUGUCCAACUAUUCCUAGCAAUUGCACCCAAGAACAGCGCGACACUGACCAUCUUGCGGAGUUCUUUGCUGGCUGGAGUAUAGUCAAUGCGCAUCGCUUCCGCCGUUUCUCCAUGAUCACAGCUCUGGAGCCCCUCAAAAGAUGGGCAGAUUGGCAACAUAUCGAAAUCAGAAGCUCCCAGGAGUUCUAUAAUCUUCACCAAAUCGACCCCAAAAGAAUACAAACCACACUCCUCCAAGAGACACCAAGUUCUUCUACAGCGGAGCCCUCACCUUAUACUCCACGGACCCCGAUGCCAUCCAGUACUCCGGCUUAUGAGCAGCGACCUAGUUCGUCUAAUACCCACCAACCUCUUUUCCAGCAUACGUACGGUCAGCCUUAUCAGUGAGGAAGUGGACGCACGGGUCUCUCUUCUGACUGUAGGUACAUUAUACUAUCAGCUAUGAACCACACUUCGUUUUUGCCCUCCUUCUACAUAGCCACCCCAGGCCCUACUUUGAGAGAUUCAUAGAAGAUACCACUGCAUUUAAUGGAUUAUGAAUAUUGAUCAUUCGGGA
Aspergillus versicolor CBS 583.65 is the source of this 3339-nucleotide messenger RNA. RefSeq names its product putative Chromo domain protein Chp1p. Lineage: Eukaryota; Fungi; Ascomycota; Eurotiomycetes; Eurotiales; Aspergillaceae. The transcript is spliced from 4 exons. The coding region runs from base 216 to 3170 and encodes 984 amino acids. Gene Ontology annotation, cellular component: pericentric heterochromatin. Gene Ontology annotation, biological process: negative regulation of transcription by RNA polymerase II; chromatin organization. The record is from RefSeq and is a predicted model, not a curated record. Gene Ontology annotation, molecular function: chromatin binding.